Molecule: messenger RNA, 1074 nt
Organism: Lactuca virosa
Lineage: Eukaryota; Viridiplantae; Streptophyta; Magnoliopsida; Asterales; Asteraceae
Source: the annotation of a GenBank genome assembly
AUGAAUGCAACUGGGUUCAAAGAAGUCGUUCUGAAAUCCAAAAGAGAUGAUGAUAUCUUCAAGCUAAAUUUUCUUUCUUUGUUUGUGAAUACAUUUACUGAAUCACAUUCUUAUGGGACGUGCAACAUAGAUCAUGUUAGAAGAGUAGUUAGAGUUAAAGAAAUUUCAUGCAUUGAUUGGUGUGCGUACUUAAAUUACUGUCUGAAGAAUACAAGAUCUCUAUGGCAUCAAGAUAAAAAGAAAGGCUAUUAUAAUGGGCCAAUGUUGUUAUUGAUGGAAUAUAAAGAGAAUUUCGAUAAGAUGCUCAAGAAAGUUUCUCUCAUCCGAAAGGAGGACAUGUAUGGAAUUGUUUGUGAUUGUAUAUCAAAGUUCCUAGAUGUCAAUAUAACAAAUGAAUUGAAAAACAAGUUCAUUAAGUUAUUUUCAGAUCCUAUUUUUUCAAGUGCUGAUAAUCAUAACAAUGAAACUGAAAAUAAAGGAUCACGUGAAAGGGUUGAAUCUCAAAAUGGUGACACGGGGGAGAAGGAUAUAAGUUCUUACAAAUCACCAUAUAUGGAUAAAGUUGUGAAUUUAUUUGAGAGAAUCGAUUUGCAGAAUGUUCUUUUGAUUCAGAGUUCUGAGUUAUUAGAUGAAACUAAAUCUUUUGACGAGCGUUUUUUAACUUUUGAGACUCGUGUUGAUAAGUUUCUAUCUAAUUUCAAGGGAGAUGUCGAUUUCAAUGAUCUUAAAAUUGUGGUUUUUCCAAUACAUAAUGGUGAUCAGAUGUAUGCCGUUGUUUUCAACCUAAAUAUCCACAAGUUAAUAUUAGACAGCAUAAAAAUACAUAAUGGUGAUAAGAUGUAUCUUGUUGUUUUCAACCUAAAUAUCUACAAGUUCAUAUUAGACAGCAUAAAAACAAAAUCGUUAGAAGAAACGUAUGGAAUGACACCUACAUUAUUAAUUGCCACACAUGAAAUCAACAACCACAAGGAGAGAGUUAUCAAAGAGGCAAUCGAAUUUGGAAAACUUGAUCAUACGACUAGAAAAAAGAUGUUACAGGAAGGUAUCAAUAGUGGAAGAAUUGGAAAUGGGUAA